Molecule: messenger RNA, 3013 nt
Organism: Aspergillus caelatus
Lineage: Eukaryota; Fungi; Ascomycota; Eurotiomycetes; Eurotiales; Aspergillaceae
Exons: 1
Coding region: 689-2515 (608 amino acids)
Source: RefSeq, a predicted model, not a curated record
CUUGUAUGGAUGUCCAUGGGAAUAUAAACUCAUCAAGUACUCGAUACUCGGGACCGGGAGCCACUUCCAUGCACGACCAAAGUAUAUGGAACCUUUCGCCUGUUUCAAGUGGAUCCCCCCUCGAACCCACUUUGCGCGCAUCCUCCGGUCUCGUCUCGUCUCGUCUGAUGACUUGCCGUUUUCUUGCAUCAUCGUCUUUUUCCUCUCUCUGGGUCUCGUUUGUUGACCACCUUGGGGGUUAUAUUCUUGACCCUCUCUCUCUCAUGCACACUACUUAGUCGGUGAGGGGAAACAAGCAAAGACGCAUGCUGAUUGUUUCUUCUUUCUUGUCUUUGUCAUUUCUUAUUUUUUUUUUUCUGAAAUUUAAUCUACUUCCAUACCCUCAGCCACCAGCCUCCUGGUUGGGUCGCGUCCGAUCACCGCAUCUUGAGCCAAUCCGCUCACAAAAGGGACUCUGGGAUCCGUCAUUGUUAUCUGUCCAAUUUGUUUUUUACUUUUUUCUUAUCAUUUAUUUUUGACGCAUCUAACGCCUUCCUACUUUUUUUUUUACCCCCUUUUCUACCCUUUUUGUGUAUUGCUGCUAUACUCCAUCACGUCGUCGAGAAACGGCAUACUUCGCGGGGAACAGAUCCACCGCGAUCGAUAAAACCCCCUCUUAUCUCCUCCCUCGAACCAUCUCCGAUCAACGAUGGCCUUACGGCUACCAGCACAAGUUCCCCGCCGUCAACAUUCCUACUCAACUUCGCAACCCCCUCAGCCUCCCACCCUUGAGGUCCCUCCCAGACUGUCUCACCUGCCCGAUAAUGAAUCCACUGAGUGGGUGCUCUUCUCUCCCUCUCAACCGUCUGCCGAUGCCCGCACGCACACGACCUCCACUGAACGUACCCCACGUACGGUUGCACCCUCCCGCUUGAGCGAUUUUGGCUCGUUUGGUACCCCAACCCGGUCAGCCUGGGGACCGGACAAUGGCGAUGCUGAUGGGCCCCUCGAAGAGUCCUUGGAUGAGGACGGCACCGAGUUGGACAGCCUAGAUGAUGGUCUACAUGCCUUUCGGGCACCUUCGUUGAACGAAGACUCUUCUGCAAAAUGGGACCAAGGGACACCGGCUGUCCUCCCAGCGCAUGAUGGACUGGGCAGUUUCGAGGCGUCUGCUCUGCCCGUGCAAGACCAGUUGUGGCAGCACGAGCAAUAUAAUCCUCACCGGCGGCCCACCCUAGGAUCCCCGCGGUACUCGAAUGUCCAACGUCAGUUGGACUCAGUAGCAGAUCAUGAAGCUAUAGAUAUGGACCGCGAGCGGUGGCAACGUAUUGAGAAGUGGAGGAUGGAUCAGAGCCGAGUGCUUUUGCAGGAAAUUGAAAAAGAGACACGAAAACGACGCCAUAGCCGCGCCAGCAGGCUGGGUAGCCCCGUGGGCUCUCAAGCCCGAGUGGCUGGUAUUGAUAGUACUCUGGAGAUGUCCAGGGAAGAUGCGUCUCCUCCCUCGACGGUAUCAGAGGGGGACGAAAACGAAUCUUUAUGGCGGAAGAUCACCCGCAAAGUCAUCCGGGAUCUCAUCGGAAUCGACGACUCUUUGCUGUUUGCCCUUUUCGGGGAAUCCCUCCCAGAGAGUGAGAGAGAGGCAUCUGCUGGGACAGAUGGCGCCCUUGGUAUGAAUGAAUCCCUUAACUUGGAGCUGGACUCUGUCCCCGACGAUCACGGCAAUUGGCAAACCAAGCUGCUUCAGCGCAUUGCACGUGAAUUAGGAAUACUUGUUAAUCAACUUUGUGAACACCCGGGGGCCUUUACAUCCUAUCUCAACCUGGCGGACGAGAUCCCCAACCAAUAUGCUGGCAUGCCUCUCGGGCCAUUACCAGAAGAGAGUGUCUCGCAGACUCGCUCAGUAUCUGCUGCUCCAACAGCCUCACAAGAGCCUACGACGAAUGCCGACUCAGUGUUGUCUCCACAGUUCUCUCCUACGCUUCGGGAUCCCACCGGCCGAGAGCAUGCCGCACAAUGGGGCAUUGAAGACGAUGACUUGAAUCGGAAUUCUACUGCAGAUUCAUUAUCCGAGUCCCUGCGUCUCCAGCAGGAGAAGGAGUACUGGGAACGGGAAUUGGAUGUGAUGAUGGUCUUCCGCUAUCUUCGCAAUCGCUUCAGUCAACGAGGCAGUAACGCCGAUACCCACCAGCCCCCUGCGCGCCGACCUCCGCAAGAUGCGUCUCGACGCGCCGCGAUUAUCCGUCAGCACCACCCGCUGGUGGCACGAGCACACUCCCGUUCUCAGGCGCAAAUUCGACGUCAGUCCCAGCACUCCGCCAACCAAUCUGGCCCAACGGGUAUCUCAUCCCCUAUUUUGCGCCAGCAUUUCCGCCGUCCCAGUUCUAGUUGCGGUCAGAGUGCGAAGCUGUCUGCUAUCUCCAGCCGCCGAACCCUUACCGGUUCCAGCCGGAACUAUUGGGACAUUGGCGGCAGUGUAGACAGUGGAAGUGCCAUUGCCCCAGUCGGGGCCGGGGUUGGGUCUUGGGGGGAUGUCUAACCAUCCGCCAUCCAUCCCGGACGCAUCUACAACCUGCGACUCGUGGCAAGAUCAAGAAGCUUCUCCAAUUUAACCCCACUAUAUUGCAUGCUGGCCAUCAAUGCUUCACUUAAUAAGGCUGCGUCAUCUUCAGACCAAGGAGUUUCUCGGGUAUUAUCACGAUUAACGAUAGCUAUACCUUUCUUGUUGGGCUUAGCUGUCUGUCUCCGUGUUCUGUUUUCUUCGGUGUUUAUUUUCUUUUCAUUCCCAUAUACAAAUACUGCUCUAAAUCAUUUUCACAUAUCAUCCUCGGUAAUGCAUCGGUGUGAUCUUUUAUGCAUUUUUCUUACAUAUCACGAGGGACGGCAAGGGCUUAGAUAUAUAUAUAUCAACCGGAACAGGUGCAUGUCAACGGUGUACAGUAUGUAAAGGGGCGGCUCGGUCUUGGGUUUAUAUAUACAUCGGAUGGUGCAUGUCUAUAUUCUCUCAACACAAUGAAUCAUCUCAUAUUGCAUCCAA